GGGUUUGUUUCUCUCUUCAGCUCUGUCUUUCUUUAUGCGCGCUGGGGACACUUUGCCUGAAAGGUCAGCCUGGAGACACUCCCCGGUUGGAGGAUCAGACUCCGGGCAACGGCACCAUGAGAGGCUCCUGGGCUUUUUUGGGGGUCGCUUUGUUGGCGCUUCUGUGCAAGGCAACAGGUGGUACAAGACCUUCUAUUCUUGCAGCAAAGUCUACUCUGGUUGUGAAUAGCGGGCAAGAAUUAAAGCUGCUGUGUAGUGACCAUGGCCCUGUGACCUGGUAUUUUCAGAGUGCGGUCCCAUCAACAAAGCCAGUGAAUUCCAAAAAGAAGGAAUUUCACAUAAAUAAAACACAAGCAAGCCACACAGGAACAUAUACAUGCAUAAACAGAGAGAAUAUGAACAGCUCCAUUUAUGUUUUCGUUAAAGAUCCACAGGUUCUCUUCUUGCAUGAGCCUGUCACAUAUGCGACGGAAGACAGUGACGCUCUUGUUCAGUGUCUAGUGACAGAUCCAGAUGUUUCAAAUUUCACCUUGAAAAGCUGUGAUGACAAACCUCUGCCUCAACAUAUUGUGUUAGUUCCUGAUCUUCGGAAAGGAAUUACCAUAAAAAAUGUACAAAGAUCAUUUAGGGGUUGUUACCAAUGUGUGGCACAACAAAAUGGAGAGGAGAGAGUAUCAGACACCAUUCCUCUCAGUGUGAGGCCAGUUCACAAAUCCCUUCCAGUCAUCUCCUUAUCCAAAACCAACCAGCUUCUCAAAGAAGGUGAAAAAUUUGAAGUUAUGUGCACAAUCAAGGAUGUAGAUAGCACUCUGCAAGCUAAUUGGAUUUUUCAAGGCAGCGCGAAUGUUACAAGGAAAAGCAAGAAUAUUGGUGCUUUUGAAUAUGAACAAAAAUUAACGUUGAGCAUCCAUUCAGUUGGAGUUAAUGAUUCUGGAGCAUUCAUGUGCCGAGGAAGAAACCCUUUUGGAACAGCCAAUGCCACAAUAACCUUGAAAGUACUAGGUAGAGGAUAUGUCAAUUUAUCAACUUCAACAAACACAACAGUAAAUGUGAAUGAUGGAGAAAAUCUGGAUUUAAUAGUGGCAUAUGAGGCGUAUCCAAAACCAGCUGAAGAAAUAUGGAUGUACAUGAAUGAAACAUUGCUAAAUACAUCUGAUCAUUAUGUGAGAGUCACAAAUAUAGACAAAAACAGAUAUUCUAGUGAGCUUCACCUUACUCGACUGAAGGGAACAGAAGGAGGUGUUUACACAUUUUUUGUGUCCAAUUCAGAUGCCAACUCCUCUAUAGCAUUUAAUGUCUAUGUGAACACCAAGCCGGAAAUCGUUGCUUCAGACAGACUUAGCAAUGGCUUGCUUCGUUGCAUGGCUGCUGGGUAUCCGGCCCCUAAAAUAGACUGGUAUUUUUGCACAGCAGCUGAACAAAGAUGUUCAGAUUCACCAAACAUUUCACCCAUUGAUGUGAAGACCAAUUAUAAAGAUUCACCUUUCUCUCCCUUUGGGAAGAUAAUUGUUGAAAGCACUAUUAAUCCCAGCAUGUUCAAGAAUGGCACUGUUGCAUGUGAAGCAUCCAAUGACAUUGCCAGGAGCACAGCCUUUUUCAACUUUGCAAUUAAAGAACAAAUCAGUACCCACACCCUUUUCACGCCUUUGUUGAUUGGCUUUGGAAUAGCAGCAGGACUGAUGUGCAUUACAGUCAUAGUUCUGGUGUACAAAUAUAUCCAGAAACCUAAGUAUGAGGUUCAGUGGAAAGUAGUUGAUGAAAUAAAUGGAAACAACUAUGUUUACAUAGAUCCAACGCAGCUUCCUUACGAUGACAAAUGGGAGUUUCCAAGAAACCGGCUAAGUUUUGGCAAGACUCUUGGAGCUGGAGCUUUUGGGAAAGUCGUUGAAGCGACUGCCUAUGGUCUGUUUAAGCCUGAUGGAGCAAUGAGGGUAGCUGUAAAAAUGCUCAAACCCAGUGCCCAUUUCACCGAGAAGGAAGCCUUGAUGUCGGAACUGAAAGUCCUGAGUUACCUUGGCAACCAUAUUAACAUUGUGAAUCUGCUUGGAGCCUGUACUGUUGGAGGUCCUACUCUGGUCAUCACGGAAUACUGCUGCUAUGGUGACCUUUUGAAUUUUCUGAGAAGGAAACGUGACUCUUUUAUUUGCCCGAAGCAUGACGAAACAGCUGUUUACAAGAACCUUCUCUAUCAAAAAGAACACAUGUACGAUGCCACCAAUGAAUACAUGGACAUGAAACCAGGAGUUUCUCAGGUCAUCCAUGCUAAAGUCACUAAAAGAAGUCUGGGGAGGCCAGGGUCAUUUGCUAACCAGGAUGUCUCCAUUGCCAUCUUAGAAGAUGAUGAACUGGCUCUGGAUAUUGAAGACUUACUAAGUUUUUCUUAUCAAGUGGCAAAAGGCAUGAGCUUUCUUUCAGCUAAAAAUUGCAUUCAUAGAGACCUGGCAGCAAGAAACAUAUUACUUACUCAUGGUCGGAUAACAAAAAUUUGUGACUUUGGCCUUGCAAGAGAUAUCAGGAAUGACUCAAAUUAUGUGGUCAAAGGAAAUGCACGGCUUCCUGUGAAGUGGAUGGCACCUGAAAGUAUUUUUGAAUGCUUGUACACAUUUGAGAGUGAUGUCUGGUCUUAUGGAAUUCUGAUUUGGGAACUCUUUUCUUUAGGAAGCAGCCCCUAUCCUGGAAUGCCAGUGGAUUCCAAGUUCUAUAAAAGGAUUAAAGAAGGAUACAGAAUGUUUAGCCCAGAAUUUGCACCUGCUGAAAUGUAUGAGAUAAUGAAGAGCUGCUGGGAUGCUGACCCCAUAAAGAGGCCAACUUUUAAGCAGAUUGUACAACUGAUUGAACAGCAGAUUUCAGAUACCACAAACCAUAUUUACUCAAACGUUACAAGUGGCAUUUGCACUCAAGGAAAUGCUACCGAUCACUCUGCGAGAAUUAAUUCAGUGGGCAGCAGUGCUUCAUCUACUCAGCCCUUACUCACACAUGAAGAUGCUUGACUUGGCCAGCCUUGACGGAGAAUCUACUGUUGUUUUUGGAAUAACUACUGGUUGUUCGCAUUGCAUUCACUACUACACUGAGGGUAGUAAAUGUUGCAGAAAUAUUCUUGCUCUUUUUUCCUUUAUUUGAAAAUCACAUACUGCUAGAAACAAAAGUAGGUUACCCAUCACCGCUACAAUGUUGUUACACUGUUUGCUAGAAUCUGUGUGUAGUUGCUAUGUUAUAUGCAUUUGUAGUGUAGAACCAGACUUGGGAGUGGGAAAGAGCAUUUAAAUAUAUAUAUCAAGAGCUCUGAUUCUAGAAAAUAGGUGAAGAAAUGCAAAUAUCUAUGUCAAUUUCCAUUACUUCCCAAACUUUGAAACGUUAGAAAUGCAAGCAAAAAGUAAAAGUCAUCAUUCCAAACCCAAGAGCAGAAUGUACCAUUUGACUGGAAGGGAAGGGAAAGUCUCUGAAUGUAGCACUUCAGCUUGAGCAUCAGAGAUGGUUGGCCUACCUUCUGAGCAGGGUGGAGAGCCUGUGGCCCACCAGAUGUUGUUGAACUUGGGUUCCCAUCAUUGUGAGGGAUGAUGAGAGUUGGAGUCCAGUGGUGGGUCCCCUGUCCCUGUUUUAUGGGACUAGAGAGUGUGACACUUCUCACCCAGUCUGUCUCCCAGUUCAUAUUCCUGUAACUUCCAUUCUAGGCAAAAUAUAUGUUGGGGUGGGGAAGAGAGAAAGAGACAGAAGACAAUUUCCAUGCUUCAUUUUUGGAUGCAUAGGUUCACAUUCGUGUACCUGUAUUUUGAAACAUGUGAGUGGCUGCCCAGUGUAUUAUUUUUUUAUGCCAUCAUCUACUUUGGAAGGUCAGUCUAUGCAUCUAUUUCUCAUAGCAUGUGUCAGGAAGAAAAAAAAUCACUGCUGUGUGGUUAUUUCCAGGUUAAGAAAAUAAUUUUGUCCCCAUCAACUACUGUAGACCUGAGUGUAAUAAAAAGUAACAUCUAAUUAGCUUCUAUAUCUGGUGAAGACCUACGUCUAUUUGUAUUUCAAAACUGACAGUUGUAUGUUCCCUUUAUAGCUGUUGUAGUUUAAUGAGAGAAUAGACAAGGUGUUAAUGGUGUGAGCUAUGUACCUUCUAAAGAAAGGUGCUCAUUUUUCACAGUUAUUAUUAUUGUCAUUAUAAUUGUUUGUUAAACAAUCCAAAAGUUUUCGUACUCUUUCCAAAGUAUCUCCUGGUUGCAUUUUCGUACACAACUAUGAAAUCUUGCUGUAGAAGCCCACAUAACCACAUCCUGGGAAGGGCUUAUUCCUGUGUAACAUUGUGUAUGGCAGGGAUGGCAACAUUGAUAAGUAACUUGCUGGAUGUUUGUGGAUUUUCAUGUUAGAGCCAAAUAGUGUAUAGCAGACAGGUGGAUUUUAGAAUGGUGUAUCAAUGUUGCUACUGUGGUUUCAAAAGAUGUCCAUAGUGGCCCUGACCACAAAAGUUGCUUAAAAGUUCUAGACCCUUCGCCUUUCUAAAAUGACCUGUUUUCCAUAAUUCAGCAAAAAUCUAGAAAAAGGCACAUAGGUGAUAAACCAAUUUUGAAGUAUUUGUUUGUUUAUAGUGCACCAGCACUUCAGCACCCUGUUAUUUAUGCUUAAGCACCAGCCUCCAUUGUUGAGUUUACAUUGUUUUGUUAGAAGUAACUAUUUGCCCAAAAGCACACUGCUGGAUUCCUCAAGUUACACAGAAUACCACUAGCUUUUACUGUAUAUCUGAUCUAUACUUAUGUUUUGUUCCGUGUCCCUUGGGAUUAUAAUUACCGAUAUUUGUUAGCCAGUUUUCAAAGCAGACACUUGCACUGGAGUUAUUUACGCUGUUGCACCUUUUGAAAGUUUGUAAGUGGUGGGGGGAUGGCUCAAUUCAAGUUCCACAUAUACAGGGGCUUCCCAUUCUCUUCUGUGAAGGGAAAUACUCCAUAAAUGCAUCAGGCUUUCUCAUUGCAUAUGCAGGUCAUCUUCCUAUUCUGAGAAUGGGGAAGCCUCUGCAUGCCUAGGGUAUUGUGUGUGCAUAAAAUCCUGCACGUGGUCUGGAACGACUGGAUUGUGGUCAUUCUGUUGCACUGCUUUCACUUUCAGUACAUCAGUCCACGUGUAUACAAACACAUAGAUGGGGGAGCAGAAAUUGCACCAACUGGAACCACCCACAACCUCCCUGUAUUCAGCAGAAGUUGUGAUAAGGGUUCUGUGCACGUAGAGCUGUGUAUAUGUGUAUAUUCUGUACAUGCAGUUGGCAGCCUUACACAAUUAGGUUUCCAACUUUAUAAAACAGUGCCUGGAGCCACUUCACAUCUUCCACUGAACAUGUGGUAAGGAGCAGGCAUGAAGAGGUGACUGAUCCCCUUCCACAUGUUCAGUAUAUAUGUGUACUGAAGGUGAUGAGGACAGAGCUUGUAUCCUACAUCAGACUCCCACUUCUAAGGCUAUGAUUGAUCAUUUUUUUGAAAAAAAAGACCUUUUGACUUCCAUAGCUGUUGCAGACAAACUCAUAAUAAUUGUCCACACUGCGGUACUUCAUUGGCACUUAGAUGGAAGGUUUUUUCCCUCUAAUAUUCUCAGAAGUUAUAUUUUUAUAAUUUUGUUUUUUUGUUGAAAACUUAGUUUUGCAGCAGCUUGAUAUUUUCAGAUUUGUUUUAUUGUUUCAUGUAAAUGCUGAAAUGUAGCAAUAAUGUCUUCUCAACUCCUUUAGGUUCUUAAAAGAUAUUUUUAUAGAAAUAUAUAUAUAUAUGUAAAGCGGC
Rhineura floridana is the source of this 5741-nucleotide messenger RNA. RefSeq names its product KIT proto-oncogene, receptor tyrosine kinase (gene KIT). Gene Ontology annotation, molecular function: transmembrane receptor protein tyrosine kinase activity; ATP binding; cytokine binding. The record is from RefSeq and is a predicted model, not a curated record. Gene Ontology annotation, biological process: B cell differentiation; positive regulation of cell migration; Kit signaling pathway. The coding region runs from base 117 to 2990 and encodes 957 amino acids. Lineage: Eukaryota; Metazoa; Chordata; Lepidosauria; Squamata; Rhineuridae. The transcript is spliced from 21 exons. Gene Ontology annotation, cellular component: signaling receptor complex.